Messenger RNA from Sarcophilus harrisii (Tasmanian devil), 2824 nucleotides. RefSeq names its product dynein light chain Tctex-type 1 (gene DYNLT1). The coding region runs from base 119 to 460 and encodes 113 amino acids. The record is from RefSeq and is a predicted model, not a curated record. Gene Ontology annotation, cellular component: cytoplasmic dynein complex; cytoplasm. Gene Ontology annotation, biological process: microtubule-based movement. Gene Ontology annotation, molecular function: dynein intermediate chain binding. The transcript has 5 exons. Lineage: Eukaryota; Metazoa; Chordata; Mammalia; Dasyuromorphia; Dasyuridae.
GGGCUCCGGGAGGGGCGGGGCCGGGGAAGGGCCGGGCUCUCGGAGAACGGCGAUCAGUAGGCACUGCGCAGGCGCAGUAGGUUGUACUCGCCCAGACAGCGGCGGCUGAGCAGAGAAGAUGGACGAUAUCCAGGCUUCUGAGGAGACUUCUUUUGUGGUUGAUGAAGUGAGUAACAUUGUAAAAGAGGCCAUAGAAAGCGCAAUUGGCGGUAAUGCUUACCAACACAGCAAAGUCAAUCAGUGGACCACAAAUGUAGUGGAACAAACUUUGAGUCAACUUACCAAGUUGGGGAAACCUUUCAAGUACAUUGUGACCUGUGUGAUUAUGCAGAAAAAUGGAGCUGGGCUACAUACAGCAAGCUCUUGCUUUUGGGAUAACACCAGUGAUGGAAGCUGUACUGUGAGAUGGGAGAACAAGACUAUGUACUGUAUCGUCAGUGCCUUUGGAUUGUCAAUUUAACUUUGUUCAAAUUGUGUAGCCUCAUGUUUUUGUUUUUGUUUUCAACCAUUUCCAUUCUGUAGUCUACCUACAUACUGUGAAUUCAUCUUCAAGCUUUUAAAGGGUUUGAAAAGUAUCUUCUACUUUCAAAUUGUAGGGGAAAAAAGUCCAAUGGCCACACUGUUACAUGGGUUGCAUACUUCACUUUGUUCACUGUAAGUUGACAUAUCCAGUAUUGUUACCUUGUCUUAACUCUUCAAUAUUUCCAAAUAUUCAAAGGUGCUAAAAGAUGAAAUCUGCUGCAGCAUGACUUUUUCUAAUUUCUGAAAUGAUUUAUAUAACACACUAACUUCCCACUUUAUACUUUUCUUAGUAGAAUAAUAAAUUAUUAAAAUUCAUAAAUUGUGUUUUUUUAAAACCUUCUGGAAAUUCUAUAUAGUCCUAGGUAUCGAGUUGAAAAAUCAUUUGUAGUAGCUUAUUUGACUAAAUACUGUAAUAAAGGGAUAGGUAGUGCCUAGAAAUGGGAUGUCGACUUUUGGAUAAGGAAAUGUUAACAUUUUAUUUGUCUGAAGGCUUAAGAUAGAUGGUGGUAAGGGGCUAAUACUAAAGCAGUCAAAAAUAUUCAUAGACUGCUACUGUGACAGCUUUUGAACUGAGAUCAACCUUAUGUGAAGGUUUUCCAAUCAAAAUAGCAACAAUUGUAGUAUUAGAACUAGAGGCUGGACCUGUAAGGCUUUUGCCAGGUAAGGAAAAGUCCUCCCAAUGUGUUAAGACCUCUCUGCAAGUUUGUAGCUUAGUAGCCUAGAAGCAGUGCCCAGGGCAAGUUUAAAGCCAGCCUUCCCACUAUAACAAACAUAGUACCUCUCAACAUUAGUGAAUGUAGUGUUAUGUCCUUUCCAUUCCAAGUAGAUUAAACCAAGUAGAAAUGAAAUAAAGAUGAAUUCAGUUGACUUUACAGCUGUCAAGAAGAGGUAGAAAUAUUUAUGAAGCCCCCACAAACAAAUAUACAACUCUGAAUCUUUAAAGAAGUUUUCAUUUUUCAAAAUUUUCUUAUUCUGAAUAAGUUUGCAAGGAUUAGAAGUAACUAUGUAGAGACAGACAGCUUCCUUCUUAAUCAUACCCUAAUCUCACACCUACUUUUUAGGAUCUUAAAAUAAUUGUUUCUUUCAAAUUGUAACACUGCAAAGACAAGGGUGGGAGGGAAACUACAUUUUACUGAAUCAAAACCUGAAGCCAAUAUUUGUAACAAUGAUAUCAAGACUAGUGACUUUUUUUCGUAAUGCCUUUAAAUCUUUCAUCUUGAGUGGGUCAAAUUAAUUUCUUAUACAAAAAAGGGAAAUAAAAUCUAGAUACAAAUUUGAUGGCAGAAUAUAUAAAAGUUUAUGAAUUUAGAAGCUAAGAUAAAAGAUUUGCUAAAAGCAAACUAUUUGAUAUGACAGAAUGCCAUUUCUUGAAUGUGAUAACCCUCCUUAAAAGUUGUGUUGAGAACUUUUCAUUAACACAGUUCAUUAACAUAUCACAUACAAUCCUUCCUUUUGAUAGACAAGUUUAAAUAUAAUUUUAUUUUAUAAAUAUUACAAUUUUAUUUAAAAAGUUUGUAAUAGUACAAGUCCCUUCUGUAUUUCACAGCACUAUAUGUUUAGAAUCAAGAUCAAACAAGAAUAAAAAGAUGGCACUGCAUAAAAUAAAUUCCCUUUGACCUAGAGAAGGAAUUAUUAGAUUCUUUAAAAAAAUCUAACUUAAAAGGUCAAUUUCAGAAUAUUCCCUUAUUUAAGAAAAAGCAUAGACUUGCACAUAUGCAAAAGUGAGAGCUUAUACACUGGCUUCCCUGGAUAACAAGAGUAGGAAAAAAGUAAUUUCCCAAGCAGUAUUUUAAGUUAAAUUUGUAUACUUUAGUAAAAAGUGUUAGUCCAAAUAUUAGACUGAACUCUACUAAACUGUAGUUUUUCAAAGUAAUUUAUAAGUAAACACUGAAAAACAUGUAUUAUAAACCAAACUAAUGGGGAGUAGGAAAGAGAAAGUGGUUGGGGAAAAAGUCCCAGUGUCUUUAGAGUGAUAUACUGUGAUUCUAUCAACAUCUGGGGCCAAUGAUAUUGUUCCUACAUGGAUUACAAUUGGCAAAACUGCUAUCAAAUAUUCAAGGAAACAGCUGCAAAUAUGGCAGCACUAUAGCCUUUAUUGAAGAGAGUUUAUUAGGCUAUUCCAUUAUGUGAGGGAAAGAUGAUUAAACCAGGAAGGAAAAGGUCUUUAUUGCUGUGAUUAAAUAAAACAUAUAUAAAGUGAAAGCUCUAUUUUUCUUCUAUUAUCAAAACAAAACUUGAGAUGUUGAUGUCCAUCUUCUAGCACAUAGCAUUAUUCUGGCCUAAAGUGCAAAAUUCUGUCAAA